UUCUAUUCUGAGAGGAAGCGAGUUGAGGAAGGGGGGACGAAAACAAGAGGGUCCGCGGGGGUCGCGCAGUCGGAAAACCCAUGGGUGGCUGUGUGGGCAGUCAUCAUGAUUCUUCGGGCAGUUUAAACGAAAAUUCAGACGGAACCGGAGUGGCCCUGGGGCGGAACCAGCCCCUGAAGCGGGACACGCCCAAAUGGAAGAGUGACUACCCCAUGACGGACGGCCAGCUGCGCAGCAAGCGUGAUGAAUUCUGGGACACGGCGCCGGCCUUCGACGGCCGCAAGGAGAUCUGGGAUGCCCUCAGAGCGGCCGCCCACGCCUUCGAGAGCAACGACCACGAGCUGGCCCAGGCCAUCAUCGACGGGGCCAGCAUCACCCUGCCCCACGGUGCCCUGACGGAGUGCUACGACGAGCUGGGCAACCGCUACCAGCUGCCCGCGUACUGCCUGGCGCCGCCCGUCAACACCGCGGAGGAGCGGAGCGACCCGGACCUCCGGGAGGCCCCGGACCCCCCGGCCGUGACCCCCGACCCCGGGCGGGAGCGGCUGCUGCGGCUGAGGCUCUCCACGGGGCGGGAUCUGCGACUGGGCGUGCGCAGCGCCGACUCGGUGCUGCAGAUGAAGCGCCGCCUGCAGGCGGAGGCGGGCGUGGCGCCCGGGGCCCAGCGCUGGUUCUUCUCCGGGCGGCCCCUGGCCGACAGGAUGCUUCUGGAGGAGCUGCACAUCUCCUGGGACUACGUGGUGCAGGUCAUCAUCAGCCAGCCCCCCGACCCCCCCACGCCCCCUCGGGACCCCCCCGCCCCUCGGGACCCCACGCCCGUGGAGAACUAGCGCCCCCUGCAGGACCGGAGGUCAGGGGCAGGGUGGGGAGCAGGGCUACGGGUCCUGCAGCUUCAGGAUUAUGACGUUAUUACGGUUAACUGUCCUUUUCAGCCCUUUAUGGAGUUCUGCUUUCAAUUUGUUUUAGUUUUUUUUGUCUCUUUCUUAUUUUACCGCAUCCCCCCUUUCUCUUUGGCUGUGGAUGAGCACACUGCUGCUUCUCUGGCAGCCCCCCCCCCGCCCCCCCCAGAACUGGGGGCAGGUGUUUGGAGGGCGGCCAUCAUGUGACUUUAAAAAAUCUUUUUUUAUUAUUUUUUUUUAAGCUUUGACAGAUUUUCACUCCUCUGAUCAGCCAAUCGUCUGAGAGGGGGGCGGGGCUUUCUGUGGGGAUGGAUCCAUCUCUCUUUCACCUCAGGAGCCCAAGGCCCUGCCGGUGAAAAGGUUCACAGCACAAGCAAAGCAAUCGUGAAUCAGGGCCUUUGUAUCCAGAAUUAUUUCUACUCUGAAGGGCGGAGUCUGAUGCUUGAGAACAGACUGUGUGACUUUCUUGUCUCUGAGGCAUGCUGGGAUAUGCAGUUCUCCACUAGACAGCUGUUGGACUGCAGGAGUUAGGGCCCAGCAUAGUGUGUGUGUAUGUGUGAGUGUGUGAGUGUGUGUGUGUGUGUGAGUGUGUGUGUGUGAGUGAGUGUGUGUGUGUGAGUGUGUGUGAGUGUGUGAGUGUGUGUGUGUGUGUGUGAGUGUGUGUGUGUGAGUGUGUGUGUGAGUGAGUGUGUGAGUGUGUGAAUGUGUGAGUGUGUGAGUGAGUAGGUCCCCUUUUACACACAGUGGUAAGUAUGCAUGAAAGCUGACAGACAGACAGACGGACAGACGGACGGAACAGCUCUCCUGAGGUGUGAAUGUAGCCCUUUCACAAGUCCCUACCUAUGUGUGUUUUUCUUUUUUAUAUUUUCUAAUGAUUUUUAAAAUGUUAAAGGCAAAAUGUGUGUGUGGGGUGAAAACGUGUCUAUGCCACAUAUAAUAUUGCAUAUUUCUGCGUUUGAAGAUGAAGAAGUAAACUGAUAAAUAUUUCUACUC
Conger conger (European conger) is the source of this 1892-nucleotide messenger RNA. Its product is annotated as ubiquitin domain-containing protein 2-like. Bases 81 to 830 code for a protein of 249 amino acids. The record is from RefSeq and is a predicted model, not a curated record. Gene Ontology annotation, molecular function: protein binding. The transcript has 3 exons. NCBI's taxonomy places the organism in Eukaryota, Metazoa, Chordata, Actinopteri, Anguilliformes, Congridae.